Cricetulus griseus (Chinese hamster) is the source of this 1328-nucleotide messenger RNA. NCBI's taxonomy places the organism in Eukaryota, Metazoa, Chordata, Mammalia, Rodentia, Cricetidae. The record is from RefSeq and is a predicted model, not a curated record.
AUGCAGGCUUUAUUGGCCAGGCUCAGCAGCAGCACUUACUCCGUAGGCUCCAAGGAGGAUAAUUAUGUGGCCUUUGCCUCUCUCUUCUUCAUCCUGGUCUCCAUCACAACCUUCUGUCUGGAGACCCAUGAGCGCUUCAACCCCAUCGUGAACAAGACAGAAAUUGAGAAUGUUCGAAAUGGUACCCAAGUGCGAUACUAUCGGGAAGCGGAGACUGAGGCCUUCCUCACCUACAUCGAGGGCGUCUGCGUGGUCUGGUUCACCUUCGAGUUCCUCAUGCGUGUCGUCUUCUGUCCCAACAAGGUGGAGUUCAUCAAGAACUCACUCAAUAUCAUUGACUUUGUGGCCAUUCUCCCCUUCUACCUGGAGGUGGGCCUCAGUGGCCUGUCCUCUAAAGCUGCCAAGGACGUGCUGGGCUUCCUGCGUGUCGUCCGCUUUGUGCGCAUCCUGCGCAUCUUCAAGUCGCCCCGCCACUUUGUGGGCCUGCGGGUCCUGGGCCACACGCUCCGUGCCAGCACCAACGAGUUCCUGCUACUUAUCAUUUUCCUGGCCCUGGGUGUGCUCAUCUUUGCCACCAUGAUCUACUAUGCAGAGAGGAUAGGGGCCCAUCCUAAUGACCCCAGCGCCAGCGAGCACACACACUUUAAAAAUAUUCCCAUUGGCUUCUGGUGGGCCGUGGUCACCAUGACCACACUGGGCUAUGGAGACAUGUAUCCUCAGACGUGGUCUGGUAUGUUGGUGGGAGCAUUGUGUGCUCUGGCAGGAGUGCUGACCAUUGCCAUGCCGGUGCCUGUCAUCGUGAACAAUUUCGGGAUGUACUACUCUUUAGCCAUGGCUAAGCAGAAACUACCAAAGAAAAAAAAGAAGCAUAUUCCAUGGCCACCACAGCUGGGAUCUCCCAAUUAUUGUAAAUCUGUCGUAAACUCUCCUCACCACAGUACUCAGAGUGAUACAUGUCCGCUGGCCCAGGAAGAAAUUUUAGAAAUUAACAGAGCAGAUUCCAAACUGAAUGGGGAGGUGGCGAAGGCCGCGCUGGCGAACGAAGACUGCCCCCACAUAGACCAGGCCCUCACUCCCGAAGAGGGCCUGCCCUUUACCCGCUCUGGCACCCGCGAGAGAUACGGACCCUGCUUCCUCUUAUCAACCGGGGAGUACGCGUGCCCACCUGGUGGAGGAAUGAGAAAGGAUCUUUGCAAAGAAAGCCCUGUCAUUGCUAAGUAUAUGCCGACAGAGGCUGUGAGAGUGACUUGACCAGGCGGCUUGGCCGAGGACACUGGUGGCUAUUAAGCAUCUGGGUGGACCUGCAGCCCCUCCUCACCCUCGGACAG